Messenger RNA from Osmia lignaria (orchard mason bee), 2186 nucleotides. It is a transcript of the gene Tmep, whose product is annotated as Transmembrane endosomal protein. The record is from RefSeq and is a predicted model, not a curated record. NCBI's taxonomy places the organism in Eukaryota, Metazoa, Arthropoda, Insecta, Hymenoptera, Megachilidae.
GAAGAAAGAGCGAAGAAAGAAAACCAAAGGAAAGAUUUACGUGUGCAAGGAAGAAAUAUAUAUUGCGUAGUGGCAAGACCAGUUAUAUUUUUAUUGUCGACUAACAGCAUAUUUCGCAAAGCUGUUACCGAACGGACGUAUGUGACAUCGAAGAAGUUCGAAUGAGAAAUCUUAGAAAAUGUUGAGUAAAAGUGACACUCGGUGAUCCAUGCUGAAAAAGAAUAUACAGCAAAGGGAAGAGAAUUUAGUGAAUUAUUCGGAUUAUCUUUCGGAAGGUCACGAGCAUUGUUAAUCGCUGCAUUGGUAGCUGUUUAAUUGAAAGUGGAAAGGGGAACCUUUAAGGAGCUCGAUCAUACAGGUCAACACAAACACACAAGAUACCAAGGAAAAAGGAGAACACGUACAACGAGAUAGUUCGAAGAGAUUGCACGUAUGCUACAAUAAUUGUUCCAAGAAUUCUACGAAUGGAGCACGGGUGCGUCCACGAGACGAAAUUUUGCGCACGAAUGGAGUACCGUUGUUAUUGUUGUGUAUAUUGAUUUUUAACGCGCGAGCUAUAAUUUCGACAUUUAUUCUGUAUUACGAAUAGAUGGUCCUUAUCGCUUCUUUUCCUUUGAGACUGUGAUUAAAAUGAACUCUUUUAACGUCUACAAUUACCUUUCUUUUCCUACCGUUAUACGAAAUUAUUAUUAUUUGCAACGCUAAUUUUUCUUAGAUUAAAAUAUGAGUAGUACAGUGGCAAUGGAAUCAGCUACAAUUGUGAACAAUAUGACAUCUGUGAUGUCUGAGAAGGAAACAGCUCCAAUAUUCUUACAGACACGAGCUGCCCAAGGUAUUGCUGGUGUAUUUGUUUGGCUUGCAUUAUUCUUAACUUGUCAACAGAUUUAUCAACAUUUAAGGUGGUAUACCAAUCCAGCGGAGCAAAGAUGGAUAGUCAGAAUUCUAUUUAUAGUUCCAAUUUAUGCAACUUAUUCUUGGGUCUCUCUAGUAUUUUUUAACAGCGAAAGUUAUUACGUUUACUUCUUCACUGUGAGAGACUGUUAUGAAGCAUUUGUUAUAUAUAACUUUUUGUCUCUAUGCUAUGAGUACCUGGGUGGUGAAGGAAACAUAAUGUCUGAAAUACGUGGCAAACCUAUUCGUUCCAAUUGCUUAUACGGAACUUGUUGCCUAGUUGGAAAAACAUAUACAAUCGGUUUUCUUAGAUUUUGCAAGCAAGCUACUUUGCAAUUUUGUCUAGUAAAACCAGUAAUGGCAUUUAUUAUUAUAUUCCUUCAAGCAUUUGGACAUUAUAGAGAUGGAGAUUGGUCCCUGAAUGGAGGCUAUAUUUAUGUGACCAUAAUUUAUAAUAUCAGUGUAUCUCUUGCCCUCUAUGGACUCUUUCUUUUCUAUUUUGCCACAAGAGACUUACUAACGCCAUUUGAACCUGUUUUGAAGUUUUGUACUAUUAAGAGCGUUAUUUUUCUCUCAUUUUGGCAAGGAGUGUUAUUGGCUAUUCUUGAAAAAGCAAACGUAAUUUCUCCAAUAAAUGUAGGCCAAACAACCAGUGCCGGGACAGUUUCUGCUGGUUAUCAAAACUUUUUAAUUUGUAUUGAAAUGUUAUUUGCUGCUAUAGCUUUGCGUUAUGCAUUUCCUUAUCAAGUAUAUUCAGCUGGUUGUGUUACUGAUUCAAGAGGGAGAAGUGUAACAAUGCAAAGCAUUAGUAGCAGUUUAAAGGAAACUAUGAAUCCAAAGGAUAUAAUGACUGAUGCCAUCCAUAAUUUUCACCCACAGUAUCAACAGUACACUCAAUACAGUUCUGACGUUAAUACCAACUUGCCGUAUGAAAAACUAUGAGAAUGCAUGGCAUCGAUUUUUAAUUUCAAGAAAUUGGACAUCAAACAUUUAUAUUAAUUUUAAACGGAAAAUGACAAAUUCUUAGUAUUGUAGUUUAUUAAAACCAUUAUUAUACACCUGAUAGUUUAAGUUCAAGUUAAAUUGCAGGGUGGGCAAAGUGUUCUCUGCUCAAAUUAUGAUUUAAGGUUUAGAGUAAAAUCAAUAUACAUACAUAAGCCUAUAAUUCGUUCAUUUUGCAAUUAACAAAAUCUACUAUAGGAUAGAAAUUAAGUACUUAACAUAGAAGCACUGAGGAUAAAGUGUAAUUUCAUAAAACCUUCUGCUUUCUAAUAAAUGCAAAAGACAAAUAAUAA